AAAUCCAUCACUGAAACUAAGAAAAGACUUGAUAAAUACUACAGGGACUCGGCACCAUCAAUUUCAAUGGUUAAGAAGUGGUUUACAGAGUUCCGUUGUGGUCGUACCAGCACUAGUGACGCCGAACGUUUAGGUUGCCCAAAAGAAGCGAUCACGUCGGAAAUCGUCGAUAAAAUCCAUGAAAUGAUAUUGGAUGAUCGGAGAAUGAAAGUGCGUGAGUUGGCUCAUGCUGUAGGUAUCUCAACUGAAUGGGAAUAUCACAUUUUACACGAAUAUUUGGACAUGAAAAAACUCUCCGCGAGAUGGAUUCCGCGAUUGCUCACACUUGACCAUAAGCGCAUUCGUUUGACCAGUUCAAAAGAGUGUUUAGCGAUGUUCAGCCGUAAUCCGAACGAAUUUUUUUGCCGUUUUGUUACUGUGGACGAAACAUGGAUCCAUCACAACACGCCAGACUUGAGUUCAUAUUUAUUACUGAACAACACUGUUUCACCUAAGUGA
Teleopsis dalmanni is the source of this 498-nucleotide messenger RNA. RefSeq lists its product as uncharacterized. The annotation marks the transcript as partial. Lineage: Eukaryota; Metazoa; Arthropoda; Insecta; Diptera; Diopsidae. The transcript has a single exon. The record is from RefSeq and is a predicted model, not a curated record. Gene Ontology annotation, molecular function: nucleic acid binding.